CACCGCCCAGAGCAUCCUAGAGCAUUUUCCCGCUCUCUUUCUUUGCCUUACGAGUCGACAGGGUACAGUGAUCAACACGGAGCGUCAGAUGAACCACUCCGAUGAGGACGUUAGCCGCCCGACCAGCAAAGCCCAUGGCAUUAGCGACAAGGAGAAGCAGCAAGUAGAGGCUCCUCGGAGGAGUACCCUCCGCUCGAUAUGUUUGGUCGCAACAUGUACAGCGGCCAUGGUGGUCAACAUCUCCAACUCUACAUCAGUGUCCAUUGCACUCCCCACCAUCGGUCGUGAUAUCGACGUUCCGGAGACCAGCCUUCAGUGGCUUGUGUCUGCAUAUUCACUUAGCUCUGGUUGUCUCCUCCUCUUCUUUGGUCGCCUCGCAGACCUCUUCGGCAGAAAGAAAGUCUUCAUGCUUGGAAGCUUGUGGCAAUUGGCCUUUUCCCUCGGAUGUGGAUUCGCCCAAGACGGGAUUACUCUCGACGUUCUUCGUGGCUUCCAGGGCGUGGGCGCCUCUGCCUCUAUACCGGCCUGUCUCGGUAUUCUGGCCCACUCCUUCCCGCCAUCCAAAGCCCGUGCAGCAGCCUUUGCCACCUUCGCGGCCGGUGCGCCUGUCGGAGGCGCAUUCGGCACGCUCAUCGGUGGUGUUCUCACACAGCUUACAGUUAAAUCGUGGCGCUCGUCGUUCUAUCUGUCAACCGGGCUUACGGCUCUAUGUUUAAUCGGCGGGAUGCUGACAUUCGACAAGGACCAUAUCUCCCCCGAUGUUGACAGGCGGGUAGAUUGGAUCGGCGCUAUCCUCGUCACUGUUGGUUUGGUUUUGAUCGUUUUUGUCCUCGGACAGGGUCAAAUCGCUCCAGACGGUUGGAAAACACCUUAUAUCAUCGCACUUCUUAUCAUUGGCGUCAUAUUCCUUGCACUUUUCCUCUUCUGGGAGCACCGACUCGAAAAAGCACUGGAUGAUCCUACACGCCCCAAGUCACGGUGGACACCUCCCCCUCUCAUGCGUCUAUCUCUUUGGGCACGCGCGAAAGGUCGCAUGUCUGUCAUCCUUAUGAUUGCUUUCCUCAACUGGAGUGGAUUCCUGAGCUGGAGCUUCUGGGUACAAUUGUACUACCAGAACUACCUCGGCUUGACGCCCGUCAAAACGAUGGUUCGGUUCAUUCCCAUGUUCAUCACCGGAAUCUUGUGCAAUUUCGUCGUCGCACUACUCGUGGGCAAGGUUCCACUCGUGGUCUUUGCUGUUGUUGGCACCCUCUUCACUGCUUCUGCUGGUAUCUUGUUCGCUCUCAUUGAGCCCAACAUGACCUAUUGGGCCUUUGGAUUUCCUUCCACUGUCUUCUCUGUGUUUGGUGCCGAUUUUGUGUACUCGGCCGGGACCAUCUUCAUUGCCAAAAUUGCUAUGCCCCACGAGCAGAGUGUGGCGGGUGCUCUAUUCCAGACUAUGACACAGCUUGGAACCGCGUUCGGCCUGACUGUUUCGACGAUCGUGUUCGACGGUGUCGUUAAGCAGCAAUCAGCUGAUCUGGGCGUCACUGUAAACUCGUCUGGCACAAAUGCACCGCUGAGUGCACAGCUCUCUGGCUACCGAGGAUCGCAAUGGACAGCUGCUUCGUUCUGUCUCUUUGCCUCCCUGCUUGCAGCAAUCUUCCUGCGAGGCGUCGGUAUUGUGGGUCACCGGAAACACGACAACCCAAGCGAAGAAACCAUGACGAAUGAACCAAAAGAUAUUGCCAGUACUGGGACAUCUGCGGCUCCUAGUCCUCGUGCUCUGCCAACAUCAACAACACUCGCGGAGUCGCAGUACCAUGACAAAACCAAGUCGACUUCGACCUCCGGCGCAAUGGACGACUUGAACCCACUGCCAACGUCCACCACCCUCACGGCAGGGUCGUCGUUCCGCGGCGUAUAAAAAGAGGAGCGUGUGUAGUCCUCUGUACAUGCUGCGUUUCCGUCUCCGACUCGCAUGAUCAUGCCUAAUAUUGCAAGAACUUGAAGCAACACUCAACGAUUUAUGGAAGAUAUCAUACACACUGCUUGCGAUAAUACUCCAGCCUUUUAUAUAGGGUUAUGCUUCUUUCAUCACGUUACCAGCAUUUAUCAUUCUCUCCUUCGUCGCAUAAUACCGUACAUGUGUUGUACGUGCUAGCUUGCCGUCAAUGACACCUCAUAACAUACGCAUAGACUUACAAUGCCCCUACACGUGUACUCGCAUUCCCCUCG
Molecule: messenger RNA, 2217 nt
Organism: Coniophora puteana RWD-64-598 SS2
Lineage: Eukaryota; Fungi; Basidiomycota; Agaricomycetes; Boletales; Coniophoraceae
Product: efflux transporter
Exons: 10
Coding region: 89-1906 (605 amino acids)
Biological process (GO): transmembrane transport
Cellular component (GO): membrane
Molecular function (GO): transmembrane transporter activity
Source: RefSeq, a predicted model, not a curated record